AAUCAAAGUAUCAUAACUAAAACAGGAUCAGUGACACAGUAACCACUAACUUAAUUGAGCAAAAAAUCGAAAAUCAUUCUAAAUGUUCGUCAUUAACGUAGCAAUACCAAACACUUUAUCAAAUAAAUAAACAUUUGUCUCUUCGUAGACUCGGUGUACCAGAGAUUUCGUGGAAGACACUUUCGGUAUUAGAUAACAGCUUUCUGUGUUUAAGUAUAUAUGUGUUUAUUUACGUUAUUAAACUUUCCAUUAACGAUGGUGUCGGGUUACGAUAACUGGUUUAACGUGAUCAAUUCAGCUUAAUCGGUAGCAGAACAUUUGCGUGUGUUUAACGUUUAACCAUUUAAUAACACAUAACUCUAAUUGCAAAAUGAACUCGCUAUUAACAUUUUGAUUUCAUUAGAAGAACAGCUGAUCUGUAUCGGUAAUAGGUAUCGGUGACUCAUAUAUCAAUGCCCGUCAAACUGUUUGUUUAUAUGUAUGACAUAAUCAAAACAACGCACUGCAGAAAUAUUGCAAUGGAAUUUGUUUCCGACGAAGAGAGCAUGACCAUGAAACAUCAAGUGCGCGGUGAACGCUUCUUUGCGAAUAUCCAGGAGCUGUCGGCCCCUCGACCCCGGCGCGCCCUAGACCUCGCAGCCGCAGUGGCAUGUGUCGCCUGCGUACUCACCCUGGUCGCGUGCGGCCUCACUGUGCACAUGUACGUGCAGAUCCAGACACGGAACUUCCGGGACGAACUGACGACAAUCCUCAGGGAAGAGGUGAGGGCAGGGAGGGCCAUGGCGGACCCCCAGGGGCUAUACACGGACAACCAGGAAGGGAAUUACGACAGCCAAGUGAUUGAGCUAACAGGGGAAGAAAGGGUACCAAAACGGAAGAGAACAGCUUCUGACGACCAGACCAGCUCGAGUCCAACUCGCCAGAAAAAGCGACAAAGGAACGAGCACAAAGAACGCCACAAUAAAAAAAAUCCCAAGAACAAGGAAGACAAAUGUUGCCGGACGAUUAAAAAGGAACUCGGGCCAAUGAUCCAGGAUGCGUUGACUUCACGCCUAUCAGAUAUGAUAAACAGGACAGAAAAGGCGCUUAAUCAAAUACAAGGAUCAAAUGAAGACAAUAAACAUUUUAUAGGAAUUGAUCAUUACACAACCGCCGUGGAUGAAGAUUUUAUACAGCAAAAGAUGGGCAAAUUUGAACCUGGAAAUCCUUUUACACAAACAGGAAACGAGCACCGAAGCGUUGAGAUUCCCGAAUGGAGCGGGACGCUGUACCGGAAUCGAUCACUGAGAAUACAAGAGGCUCCCAUGACAUUGAAGAUGUUCGCUCCUUCAAGCGCAGACAGCCAGCGCCGCCUAUUUGACCUCGAUACAAACACCGGCCUGUUCAGGGCGAGAUACUCCGGUCUAUACCACAUAUAUGCACAUGCCCAGUUUCGAACAGGGCGGAACAAAGGCAUUGUGCUCCUGCACAGAAGUCCCAGCGGCUUCGAGUUACUGGGAACUCUUACCUGUCCACCGCACGACCAAGCUCUGUACAGUCAGUUCAUCCAGCAGCCUUGUGUGCUGGCCGGUACUAUGACACUCAAGGCGGACGACACCGUGGAGGUUCAGCUGCUCGACUCCCAGACGACCCUCGGGGUAAAGAACACGGAACUAUACAUGGGCGCCGUGCUCAUACGGCCUGAAACGGGCUCCGUGAACGGGUUGCACCUGCAGGCUUUCUCUACAUGACGUCUGUGUGGCCUUGUAUAUAUGCGAAGCAUUGUUGAGUAUGUAGUGGAAUGAAAAACAAUAAAAUCUUGGGACUUCAUAAAUUAGAUUAAUUAAAUUGUGCUCUCAUUAUGUCAUAUAAAUCAAAGAGAUGUAUAUUCACGGAAAAGACAAAGUUUUAAGAAAACACUUUUGUGGAAAAGCGUAUUAAAAAGAACACGACUACUAAAAGUGACCAUACCUAGGCUCAUAUGUAUGACGUAGUAAAUAUAACAGUUAAUGAAUUAACUUUUGGGGUAACUCUUGUUGAUGUUACUGCAUGUAUAUAUACCGUUUUAUUGAUCUAUUGUUGAUAUUAUGUUUAAGUUGUGUUGUAUUAUGUACCUCUAUAUGUAAAUUAUAUGAACUUCCGUAUCUGUCAUAUUUGUCCCCUUUUAUUUCCAUCGUUUUCGAAAGUUUGGGAAUUUUGCAAAAAUGCGUAUAUUAACCUGAUAUGAUUUGAUUCGCUAAAUCGGUUAAACGGCACGGUUUUGUUUACUUUGGUUUCAGUUUCUGUUUCACUAUUUUAACUUCAAAGAUGCUUGUAACCUCUUUUAUGUUAUAUUAAUAUACAAUGGUAUAUUUUUAUUAAUAUUUACACAAGAGUAGAUGUAUUUAUAGUAUCAGUAUCACUAAGCUCAUCUGCUUCUUUAAUGCUUGUAUGGCAGACCUUUGCGCAUUCUAAGCGACCUUGACGAGAAACAGUCUAUUCUCUUUAAAUAUUAAGAAAGUGUCAUAUCAACAAACGAGAGGACGAAUUGUAUUCACGACUCGUUCAGUUUGAACUAACGAUCAAUUCGACACAGUACUUAAUCUGUAUGUUAUGACAAUAUGUAGGGUAUUUCUUCUGUAUUAAGCUUCAAGGGCAUAUUUUUGGAAAAAAAGUACUUCGUUUUCUGAAAACAUGCGACUUAAAGGAGGUGUUUUUCAUUGCUUUGUUACGUUAUCGCUGUAGUUGUGUGAACAUAUUUUUUUAAUACGGUCCAUUAUGCAAAUUUUAUUGAAUUCUUCUUUUGUAAAACAAAGAAGUAUUUUUCGUACGACUGCUUACGAUUUUAAACCAGACGACAUUACUUUAACACAGUAUUGAACCAGACGACAUUACUUUAACACAGUAUUGAAUUUCGUUUAUUGACACCCUUGAAUGGGUGACAUCUGCCCGGGAAUAUAGGACGAGCUCUGUACACUUUAAAUACACCUAUAUAUAGCACAUCUAAAUAAAGAUCUUCAAUCAG
Molecule: messenger RNA, 2983 nt
Organism: Dreissena polymorpha
Lineage: Eukaryota; Metazoa; Mollusca; Bivalvia; Myida; Dreissenidae
Exons: 10
Coding region: 453-1730 (425 amino acids)
Biological process (GO): immune response
Cellular component (GO): membrane
Molecular function (GO): receptor ligand activity; tumor necrosis factor receptor binding
Source: RefSeq, a predicted model, not a curated record